AUGUCUACCAGUCCCACUACUGAUGAAGCUAAGGAUGAGCUACUUUCACCAUUUCGCCGGUUAUACGCUUUGACAAAGACGCCCUACCCUGCACUCGCCAAUGCAGCACUCCUAGCAUCAACGCCAGUGUUGUCCCCAUCUUUGAAGGUGCCUCCAGUCAAACAGUCCCCGGCUUUCUCGAUACCAAUGUCCAGGGUAUUUUCCAGAUCAUCUACACCUCGAGUUGGUAUAAGUGCUAAGACCGCCCUUUUUUUUUCUACAAUGCAAGCCAUAGGGGCAUACAUGAUCUAUGACAACGAUCUGGAGAAUGGGGCUGGGUUUAUUGCUACAUGGUCUACCUUGUAUUUGAUUGUUGGUGGUAAAAAGUCUUUCAGUGCAUUGAGAUAUGGGAGAACUUGGCCGUUAGUGCUAUCGUCCUUAUCAUUGGCCAACGCCGUCCUUUACGGCCAAAGGUUUCUUGCCACUGGGUUUCAAUGA
Molecule: messenger RNA, 477 nt
Organism: Saccharomyces eubayanus
Lineage: Eukaryota; Fungi; Ascomycota; Saccharomycetes; Saccharomycetales; Saccharomycetaceae
Gene: AIM19
Product: Aim19p
Exons: 1
Coding region: 1-477 (158 amino acids)
Cellular component (GO): mitochondrion
Source: RefSeq, a predicted model, not a curated record